AUGACUCGCACUGUCGCAGUUUUCGGCGCCACCGGUUCUGCUGUCGUCAAAACCUUGCUCGCCGAUGGCACUUUCACCCCUCGCGCCAUCACGCGCAACGCUUCGUCGGAGAGGGCACAGAAGCUGAAGGCGCUCGGUGUUGAAGUCGUUGAGGCCAACGCCUGGGACAUCAGUUCCUUGAAGCGUGCUCUAACAAGCUGCGAAGGCGUCUUUGGAGUUACAGACUAUUACGACCCGAAGAACUUCGCUGAAGGCACGUCGAGUGAGACAACCAUGGGCAAGAACAUCGUUGAUGCUUCGAAGGAAACUGACGUCAAAUUCUUCAUUUGGAGCUCACUUCCGCAUGCGACAAGGGUCUCUAACGGCAAGUACCGCAAUGUACACCACUUUGACAACAAAGCCAACGUCGAGGAAUAUCUACAAGAAGUCGGAUUGCCCCACGCCAUCCUGCACACGGGCUGGUUCUCUGAGAACAGCUGGAAUUAUAACUGUGUUGCUCCCUCUGAAGAUUCCUCGUCCUUGAACGUGGCGAUUCCGAAGUACUCCGCCGAUUCGCCGCAGUAUAUUCUUUGGGUUGAGCGCGACCUCGGCCAAGUUGCUCUCGCUCUUCUCAAGAGUUACGAGACUAAGAAAGAACAAGUACUUGGCCACCUCUUCUACGCGGUCAGCGCGAAGAUGACUUACCCUGAGUUCGCCAAAGUUCUCGAGCGUAGUGUUGGGAAACCAGUCGACUUUAUUUCGCCUGAGUCUACUGGAAUGCAGGAAAUGGAUGAGAUGUAUGCCUUCCAGUCCGAGUUCGGUCUGUAUCCCGACGUUCAAAUCCCCGACCCACGCCUCACCGAGCUCGGUGUCAAGUGGCACACGAUGGACGAGUUCGCGCAGGAAGCAGCCAAGGCACGCUACGUGUAGAUGGGUAAAAGCCCAUGCCGCGAAUUAUCCCGCAUUCAAUAUUGAC
This is a messenger RNA of Coniophora puteana RWD-64-598 SS2, 955 nucleotides long. RefSeq names its product NAD(P)-binding protein. The record is from RefSeq and is a predicted model, not a curated record. The transcript has 9 exons. NCBI's taxonomy places the organism in Eukaryota, Fungi, Basidiomycota, Agaricomycetes, Boletales, Coniophoraceae. Bases 1 to 909 code for a protein of 302 amino acids.